Messenger RNA from Neolamprologus brichardi, 1432 nucleotides. NCBI's taxonomy places the organism in Eukaryota, Metazoa, Chordata, Actinopteri, Cichliformes, Cichlidae. The record is from RefSeq and is a predicted model, not a curated record.
AGAGGGAAACUUUUCUCCAAGGUUCGCGCUCCUCCUCUUCACGCUCCUGACAUGCAGCCACUUCAGCGGCGUACUCUUUAAGCAUUAGCCGCUUUACGAAGUCAUCUCUCGGGCUUUUUUCACUUCUUCCUUAAAACCACCGAGCAAAAGCCUUCCCUGCUAUUUUUCAGUGGAAAUUCAAAAUAAAUUCCAAGGAAUCAACAGCGUGGACCGAGGCGGGAUGGGGCGGUCCGGUUGAAGUUGCGAGCUAAAGACAGGCUGAGUCUCCUCCGGUGCUCCCACCACAGUAACGCCAGUACCCGCCUUGGAGGCCAUGGGCUGCGGCUUGCGGAAACUAGAAGACCCGGAGGAUAGCAGCCCCGGGAAAAUCUACUCCACCUUGAAGAGACCGCAGGUGGAGACCAAAACAGACACCGUGUACGAGUAUGUACUGCUAGACUUCAGCUUGGAAGGUAGCCGUCCGACAGUCCAGUAUGUGUCCUCGCUGUCUGAGUUGCCUCAGGCCCUACAGCCAUACUACACCCAAGGCUACCUCCUGGCUGCACUUCACCCCAUCAUCCUGUCUGUGGGUCGGACUCGCUCGCUUCCCUUCAGCCUGCUCUACCGCGCCAUCCUGGCCCGUCCUAGACCCAGGUACGCCAGUCCUAGUCCAACGUCAUCAAAUUUAUCUUAAAACUGGCCUAUUGUUGAUUUUUUUUUCUUGUAAGUCAUGGUCAAAGAAAGCUUUUGCCAUGAUGUUGUCUAGUAGGUAUAUGAAAGAUAAAUGAAGUCAGCUGCAUAUUUAAUGCAAAUUGCUGAUAGGAGGUCUGACUUGCGUGCUAGCAGAGAGAGGAGACUGUGUUUUGGUUUGACUACUGUUCAGUUUCUGUUGGCUAAAAUUCACCUGACGACAGGGAUCUCUCAGCAGCCAGUGAGGAUGGAGUAUGUCUAAUCUCUCAAGCCUACUGGGCUCUGCUGAGGGACCCAAGGGGGCGACAAAACCACCACAAAGAGGUAUAAAACCCACUGCCAGGAAGGUCAAAACCACAAUACCCACACAACAGUCGCAAAGGGACCCAGAAUCACCAUACACAGCUGAAACAACCGCAAACAGAACAAAAAUGACUUGACUACAAAGAGAAAUGAAACCUCCAAGACUAAACACGACUACCAUUUGGAAAAAAACUACCAAGAAACUAAACAUGAAACCGAGAAACAUAAAACAGCCACCAAGGAAGCCAAACUAACCAGGAGAGUCCAAAAAUGAUUACCAGCAACACAAAACAACCACGAACAGACUAAAUACCAGGAGACUAAAAUCAACCACAGAGGAACUAAACAUGAUUAUUAGCAACAUGGCUGUAAAGUUGCACAAAUCAACCAAUACUAGGCAUGAACAUUUUCACACUUUUCUCUCUUGUUUAGACACUCUCAAAGUUCAAACCUUCGUAGA